GAGGCGGCGGGCGCGGGGCGCGCUCUGAGGCCCGGGGGAUGCGCGGCCUCCACGACCAUGGGUGCCGCCGCCUCCAGGAGGAGGGCGCUGAGGAGCGAGGCCAUGUCCUCGGUGGCGGCCAAAGUGCGAGCAGCUCGAGCGUUUGGAGAGUACCUGUCCCAGAGUCACCCUGAGAAUAGCAACGGUGCAGACCACCUGCUGGCUGACGCCUACUCUGGCCACGACGGGUCCCCCGAGAUGCAGCCCGCCCCCCAGAACAAGCGCCGCCUCUCCCUUGUCUCCAAUGGCCGCUAUGAGGGCAGCCUCUCCGAUGAGGCCAUCAGUGGGAAACCGGCUACAGAGGGACCCCAGCCCCGAGUGUACACCAUCUCGGGAGAGCCAGCCCUGCUGCCCAGUCCUGAAGCUGAGGCCAUCGAGCUAGCGGUGGUAAAGGGGCGGCGGCAGAGGGAGAGGCAUGUUCACCACCACAGCCAGCCCCUGCGUGCCAGCCCAGGCAGCAGCCGUGAAGACAUCAGCAGGCCCUGCCAGAGUUGGGCAGGUAGCCGCCAGGGCUCCAAGGAAUGCCCUGGAUGUGCCCAGCUGGCCCCUGGGCCCUCCCCUCGGGCCUUUGGGCUGGAACAGCCGCCUCUACCUGAGGCCUCUGGACACCGCAAGAAGCUGGAAAGGAUGUACAGCGUUGAUCGAGUGUCUGAUGACGUCCCCAUCCGCACCUGGUUCCCCAAGGAGAACCUUUUCAGCUUCCAAACAGCUACCACAACUAUGCAAGCCAUCUCGGUGUUCAGGGGCUACGCGGAGAGGAAGCGCCGGAAACGGGAGAAUGAUUCCGCGUCUGUAAUCCAGAGGAACUUCCGCAAACAUCUGCGCAUGGUUGGCAGCCGGCGGGUGAAGGCCCAGACGUUUGCUGAGCGGCGUGAGCGGAGCUUCAGCCGGUCCUGGAGCGACCCCACCCCCAUGAAAGCCGACACCUCCCACGACUCCCGAGACAGCAGUGACCUACAGAGCUCGCACUGCACGCUGGAUGAGGUUUGUGAGGACCUGGACUGGGACACAGAGAAGGGCCUGGAGGCGGUGGCCUGUGACGCUGAGGGCUUCUUGCCACCCAAGGUCAUGCUGAUCUCCUCCAAGGUGCCGAAAGCUGAGUACAUCCCCACCAUCAUCCGCAGGGACGACCCAUCCAUCAUCCCCAUCCUCUAUGACCAUGAGCAUGCAACAUUUGAGGACAUCCUGGAGGAGAUCGAGAAGAAACUGAAUAUCUAUCACAAGGGGGCCAAGAUCUGGAAGAUGCUGAUUUUCUGCCAGGGUGGUCCUGGACAUCUUUAUUUGCUCAAGAACAAGGUGGCCACCUUUGCCAAAGUGGAGAAGGAAGAGGACAUGAUCCACUUCUGGAAGAGGUUGAGCCGCCUAAUGAGCAAAGUAAACCCAGAGCCGAAUGUCAUCCACAUUAUGGGCUGCUACAUUCUGGGGAACCCCAAUGGGGAGAAGCUGUUCCAGAACCUCAGGACCCUCAUGACUCCUUACAGGGUUACCUUUGAGUCACCCCUGGAGCUAUCUGCUCAAGGGAAGCAGAUGAUCGAGACCUACUUUGACUUCCGGCUGUACCGCCUGUGGAAGAGCCGCCAGCACUCGAAGCUGCUGGACUUUGACGACGUCCUGUGAGGGGCAUGGGCCACGCCCAGUCACCACCAGGCCACUUCCUCUGGACCAGGAACCUGGGGCUGGGCUGCCUCUUGCACCCAGGACCACAUGGCCCUGGUCUUGCCCACAGCCACUUCAGGGACCCUCAGACGUUGCUCAGGUUCUCGUGGGGUCUGGUCCUCGCUGCACCCACGGGCCACAGAGGCCACAGUCCUGGGGGCCUGGGAGGAGCCUCGCCCCAUAGCCAGUGGACUCUUGGCGGCCAGGCACUGACCUGCCAUGCCUCGCCUGGAGGCUGCAGCGUUGGGAAUCCCCUCCACGGGGUUCAUAGAAAUAAGUGCAAUUUUUUUACACCCCUGAAACAAUUUGAAGGGAAGCAGCAUUACUAGUUGACUAGUUAAGCACUAUGCUACUAGUUACAGUGUAGACAACCUGGCCCAGUGUAUGUUCAGGUCCUUCUGUCCCCCAGCCCCUCAGCCCUGCCGUAUUUGAUCACCAGCACCAGGGUGGCCUGUCUGUGUGGGGCCGGAGCUGCCAGACUGCCUAGCCUGGCCCAGUCUGCACCGGCCAAAUCUGUCAGCUUUUACCCCUCUUGCCACCCCUUGCUCACUCUGACCUCAGCCUGGCAAGGGGCAACCUGGGCAGCAGGAGGGAAGGGCCUAGCCUUCCCUCCCAGAAGAGGCGCUGGGUUGCCAUCUGCUCCCCACCUCUCCAAGCCUACCCGUCUCCCUUACUGCUGUUGAGUUCAGCUUUUGCCAGCCUCAACCUGGAGGCAGUGUCCCAGCGCAGAGGCCUAGGGGCUUGGCGGGGGGAAGGGGGG
Messenger RNA from Jaculus jaculus (lesser Egyptian jerboa), 2455 nucleotides. RefSeq names its product NMDA receptor synaptonuclear signaling and neuronal migration factor (gene Nsmf). Lineage: Eukaryota; Metazoa; Chordata; Mammalia; Rodentia; Dipodidae. Gene Ontology annotation, molecular function: protein binding. Gene Ontology annotation, biological process: regulation of neuronal synaptic plasticity; positive regulation of neuron migration. Gene Ontology annotation, cellular component: cytoplasm; nucleus. Bases 58 to 1656 code for a protein of 532 amino acids. The transcript has 16 exons. The record is from RefSeq and is a predicted model, not a curated record.